AGGUAGAUACCACUGUACUGUUUCAAUUAACAACACUCAACGUUGACUAAACCUCCCAGAUAUGGGUCAUUUAUUAAUGGAAUGUAUUCAUAUUGUUUACAUGGCUGACGUGUACUUUGUGUGGUUUUCUUAUACAACUGGGACCUGUAUCCGCCCUGCGUAAGAGAAAUGGCUUGGGUGUCCAGACCAGGCUCAGGGAAGGCUGUCAUCCUGACCCAGGAUAAGAAAUGCUCUCUUACGUAAGACUGUGUAAUUCGUGGUGGAGUGGGGUGGAUAGACGUGUCUCCUAACCUGUCUGUACCGGAUGGCAUCAGGCCAUAUCGAGGAUUGAAGGACUCUGGCGGAAGCAUCACACUGUCUGGGUCAAUGUAGGUGGCCUACACGCAGGAGUGUUCCUCCUCAAACAGACCGCAGGGAUCUUUGGCCAAACCCCAGAAGACGUCCAGGAAGCACUAGAAGAAAAAGCAGCAAAGGAAAAGGAGGAUAAGUUGCCAAGUCAGAGAAAGAGCCACCUUUAGACAAAGGAGUUAUUCCAUGGUUAGGCCAUGCCCUUGAGUUUGGAAGAGAUGCUGCCAAGUUUCUAACCCGUAUGAAGGUGAAGCAUGGUGAUAUCUUCACGGUGCGUGUGGCUGGGCGCUAUGUGACAGUGCUGCUGGACCCCAACUCUUAUGAUGCUGUGAUAGAGGACUCUGUGUCCCUGGACUUCACACGCUACGCACAGGUUCUCAUGGACAGAAUCUUCAGCCUGCGGCUCCCCAAUCACAACCCUGCUGUAGAGAAGGCCAUGAUAAAACAGCACUUUGAGGGCGAGAGCCUGUCCUGCCUCAGCAGCACCAUGCACCACCACCUCCAGUCCCUGCUGCUGCAAGCCCAGAGGCCCUGUCACAACCAGACCGACUGGAACACGGACGGGCUGUUCAGCUUCUGUUACAGUUUUCUCUUCAGGGCAGGGUACCUCACACUUUUCGGAGGGGAGCAGAACAACAACAGAACAGACCCCUCUGACGUCUAUGAGGAGUACCGCAAGUUUGACAACCUCCUGACCAAAAUGGCCAGGACCACACUGAAACCAGAGGAGAAGCGGACCGCCCAGAAGGUGAGGGGGCGUCUGUGGGAGCUGUUGGCCCCGGUGGGGCUGGGAGAGGGCUCCGGGUCCAGCCCCUGGCUGAGAGGCUACAGGCACCUUCUGCAAGAAGAGGGCACUGACGAGGAGACUCAGAGGAGAGCCCUGCUGCUGCAGCUCUGGGCCACACAGGGUAACGUUGGACCUGCUGCAUUUUGGCUGUUGGGUUUCCUGUUGACAAACCCUGAGGCCAUGAGGGCGGUGAGGAGAGAGUUCAGCAGCAUCUCCGAGCAGGACUCUGCACAGUGUCCCCUACUGGACCGGCUGCAGCACACGCCUGUGUUUGACAGUGCCUUAGAGGAGACGCUGAGGCUCAGUGCUGCCCCCUUCAUCACCAGAGAGGUAGUGCAGGGAAAGACCCUGCACAUGGCCAAUGGGCAGGAGUACCAGCUCAGGAGGGGGGACAGAGUGUGUCUGUUCCCCUUCAUUAGCCCUCAGAUGGAUCCUGAGAUCCACCAGGAACCACAGAGAUUCAAGUACGAACGCUUCCUCAACCAAGACGGAUCUGUGAAGAAGGACUUCUUUAAAGGAGGGAGACUGCUCAAGUACUACACCAUGCCAUGGGGCGCAGGCACCAACGGCUGUGUGGGCAAACGCUUUGCCAUCAGCUCCAUCAGACAGUUUGUGUACCUGGUGCUGUCUCAUCUGGAUCUGGAGCUGUGUGACUCAGAGGCUCAGAUGCCAGAGGUGAACACCAGUCGCUUUGGGUUUGGAAUGUUGCAGCCUGAAGGAGACCUGGCCAUCAGAUAUAAACCUAGACAUUCACAUUGAAGACAGGGUGUUGAUCUCUCAAACCAGAAUAAUUUCAAAAUGUUAAUGACAUAUGUCCAUAUAAUGUCUUGUAUCUAUUUUUGUAUCAGCACAAAUGUACAGUGUAAUGUUAUUUAUCUUUAAUUGGAAUGUAUAUAUUUCACUUUAAAAUAAUCAUUUCAUAACAAUAACAUAUUAUUUUUGUUCUAGACUAUUUUGUUUGUAAAAUAAGUUGUAUCAAUGAUUAACCUGGCUCCAUAAAACCAGCUUCAAGUGUUUAAAGUGCAUUACAUAUACACUAUUGCACCACCUCAUUAGUAAAACAUUUUCACAACAUAACAUACAUUUGGAGCUUAUCCCAGUGAUUAAAUAGUGUUCCAAAUCCCCUCCAGUCCCAUGAUGGUUGUGGCCAUUGCAUCAGGGAACUAUUUGGUGGAUGCUUUGAGAGUAAUUGGGCAGCUGGUGCUCUUUAAACAGAUCAAACCACACAUUUGUCACACUAACCAUGUUUCCAUCCACAGUAUUUAUGA
Messenger RNA from Coregonus clupeaformis (lake whitefish), 2403 nucleotides. RefSeq names its product prostacyclin synthase. Gene Ontology annotation, molecular function: oxidoreductase activity, acting on paired donors, with incorporation or reduction of molecular oxygen; iron ion binding; monooxygenase activity. Lineage: Eukaryota; Metazoa; Chordata; Actinopteri; Salmoniformes; Salmonidae. Gene Ontology annotation, biological process: prostaglandin biosynthetic process. The record is from RefSeq and is a predicted model, not a curated record. The transcript is spliced from 11 exons. Bases 590 to 1894 code for a protein of 434 amino acids.